Messenger RNA from Cladophialophora psammophila CBS 110553, 264 nucleotides. RefSeq lists its product as uncharacterized. Lineage: Eukaryota; Fungi; Ascomycota; Eurotiomycetes; Chaetothyriales; Herpotrichiellaceae. Bases 1 to 264 code for a protein of 87 amino acids. The record is from RefSeq and is a predicted model, not a curated record. The transcript has a single exon.
AUGGCCACCUCUAACCCCAUCGAGGCCAAUAUCCUCCUCAACCUGCUGGCAAUGUCCCGCCCUGAUGCCCCAACCCUGCUGGAUGCCUUCCACAACCGCUUUUAUCCUUUCAUUCAGCUGUUUCGAUCCUUCAUCAACCCCGCCGAUGUCGUGCAUGUCCAGAUACAAAGCAUGAUCCCGCGGCUUCUAGGAUCUAAAGGCGUCAUUCCAUUUUCCGAACGGCGGCAGGGGCGAAGCCACGAAUACUGUGUGGGACCUCAAUGA